Messenger RNA from Saccharomyces kudriavzevii IFO 1802, 2481 nucleotides. It is a transcript of the gene HRD3, whose product is annotated as ubiquitin ligase complex subunit HRD3. The transcript has a single exon. Lineage: Eukaryota; Fungi; Ascomycota; Saccharomycetes; Saccharomycetales; Saccharomycetaceae. Bases 1 to 2481 code for a protein of 826 amino acids. The record is from RefSeq and is a predicted model, not a curated record. Gene Ontology annotation, molecular function: protein binding.
AUGAUAACGCUAUUAUCAUAUGUAUGCGUGAUAUGUCACGCAAUAUUGCUAAUAAGGGCUGAUUCCAUGGCGGAUCCUUGGCCUGAGGUGCAAAAUCUUUUAUCUAGUAUACCUAAGUCCAGAGACCCCAUGAAAGAAGCCGCUAUGGAACCCAAUGCGGACGAAUUUGUUGGUUUUUAUGUACCGAUGGAUUAUUCCCCACGUAAUGAGGAAAGAAACUAUCAACAUAUUUGGCAAAGCGAAAUCACCGAUUUUCAACAUCAUAUUUACGAUUUACUUUUGCAAUCUAGUGAACAAUUCAACAACUCAGCAGCGACAUAUGCUCUUAGCCAAAUUCAUCUCUGGAACCAAUAUGAUUUUCCGCAUAAUAUGACUUUGGCAUACGAAUUCUUGGAAAAAUUCAAUGAUUUGACUCAUUUCACCAAUCAUUCGGCCAUUUUUGACCUAGCGGUAAUGUAUUCCACUGGAGGUAGCGGUAGUAUUAAUGGGAGAACUGCAAUUCCUCAAGAUUCUGCGAGAGCAUUGUUGUAUUACCAAAGGGCUGCCGAGUUAGGGAACCUAAGAGCUAAACAAGUGCUGGCUUAUAAAUAUUACUCAGGGUUCAACGUUCCCCGGAACUUCAACAAAGCUUUAGUUUUAUACAGAGAUAUUGCUGAACAGCUUAGAGGGUCGUACUCGAGAGAUGAAUGGGACAUCGUUUUUCCUACCUGGGAAAGUUAUAACGUGAGAAUAUCGGAUUUUGAAAACGGAUUAUUAGGAAAGGGUUUGAAUUCUGUUCCAUCUUCCACAGUGAGAAAAAGAACCACAAGGCCAGAUCUUGGCUCACCCUUUAUUGCACAACUUAAUGGUGCACAGGUGACCUUCGAACCGAUGGGUAGGUUCACUUUCAAUGGAAACGACGGUCACUUUAAUGACGAGGAAGAUGACGAAGACGCCAAUGAAAGAAGGAUCAUUAGGAUAUAUUACGCAGCCUUAAACGAUUAUAAGGGGACCUAUUCGCAAAGUAGAAAUUGCGAGCGCGCUAAAAACUUAUUGGAGCUAACAUAUAAGGAAUUUCAACCUCAAAUGGACAGUUUAGAUCCUUUGCAGGGUUUCUACUACGUUCGUUGCUUACAGUUGUUGGGGCACAUGUAUUUCACUGGUGAAGGUUCUUCGAAACCUAAUAUCACUAUGGCUGAGGAGCUUUUGCACCAGUCAUUGCAAAGAAGCAGAAGAUUCGUGGGGCAAAUGGGCAAGGCAUACAUAGAUCUAGGUUUAAUCAGUCAAUACAUCGCUGGCAAUGUUUCUGAAGCAAUUUCGUAUUAUAUGAAGGCUGUCGAAACGCCUGUUAACAAUGGAAUUGUGGAAUUCCAAUUAUCCAAAUUGGCCACUUUAUUCCCUGAAAAAGAAAUUGGGGACCCAUUCAAUUUAAUGGAAACUGCAUACUUGAAGGGGUUUAUCCCAGCCAUAUAUGAAUUUGCAGUAAUGACGGAAUCUGGGGUGAACAGCAAAAAUAGUGUGGAAAAUACCGCUUAUUUAUUUAAGACAUUUGUUGAUGAAAACGAAGCCAUCAUGGCACCGGAACUGAGAACAGCAUUUGCUGAAUUAAUCAACGACCGUUCAGAGGUGGCUUUAUGGGCGUAUUCUCGACUGGCAGAGCAAGGAUACGAAGCUGCUCAAAUUUCUGCUGCCUACUUGAUGUAUCAAUUGCCAUACGAAUUUGAGGAUCCUCCAAGAACCACGGAUCCAAGGAAGACCUUGGCAAUUUCUUACUAUACAAGAGCUUUCAAGCAGGGAAAUACAGAUGCUGGUGUUGUUGCGGGCGAUAUUUAUUUCCAAAUGGAGAAUUACAGUAAAGCUAUGGCUCUUUAUCAAGGCGCCGCUUUGAAAUAUUCCAAACAGGCCGUCUGGAAUUUGGGCUAUAUGCAUGAGCAUGGGCUAGGUGUAAAUAAGGAUUUCCAUCUUGCUAAGCGUUACUAUGACCAGGUGUUGGAACACGACCAUAGAUUUUAUUUAGCUUCCAAACUGAGUGUCCUCAAGUUGCACCUAAAGUCGUGGUUGGCUUGGCUCACCAGAGGAAAAGUGAAUUAUUGGGCACCUACAACGUCUUCCAAUGUCAACGAAGAUACUCUGCCCCCAAAGACGUCGUGGUACAAGCAGUUGACGAACAUCUUACAAAGAAUGAGGCACAAAGAGGAUGCCACAGAGGAUUCACAGAAACACAGAACAGUUAUACAGAAUGGUGCUGCCCACAGAGAUCAGGAGGAACAGGAGAUUUCUGAGAUUUUAGGCUUCCAAGUGGAAGACCUUAUCACCAUGGGAUGUAUCUUGGGAAUAUUCCUACUAAGCAUACUAAUGAGUACAUUGGCAGCCCGGAGGGGCUGGAAUGUCCGUUUCAAUGGCGCCCAGCUAAAUGAAAAUGGGAACCAACAGCAACAGCAACAGCAGCAAGCACAGGGUCCUCCAGGUUGGGACUUCAACGUGCAAAUAUUCGCCAUAUGA